Messenger RNA from Eleginops maclovinus (Patagonian blennie), 2702 nucleotides. RefSeq names its product GATA binding protein 2a (gene gata2a). NCBI's taxonomy places the organism in Eukaryota, Metazoa, Chordata, Actinopteri, Perciformes, Eleginopidae. Gene Ontology annotation, molecular function: zinc ion binding; DNA-binding transcription factor activity, RNA polymerase II-specific; RNA polymerase II cis-regulatory region sequence-specific DNA binding. The transcript has 6 exons. Gene Ontology annotation, biological process: positive regulation of transcription by RNA polymerase II; negative regulation of transcription by RNA polymerase II; positive regulation of angiogenesis. The record is from RefSeq and is a predicted model, not a curated record. Bases 453 to 1841 code for a protein of 462 amino acids. Gene Ontology annotation, cellular component: nucleus.
UUGGUAACAGAGGAGGGAGACUCACACACAGCUGCUCUCUGCCGGGAGUGAGACACCGAUCAGCAGCUACAGGACAACGGUUGUCCUGCGUUGUCUCUCCAGCAUCUUUUAAAACACAGGGCUCGCCUGGACACUUUUUUCUUUAGCGGUCGUUUAUUUUGUGUGCCGUUAUUUUUGGGAAGAAGCGCCCUGAGCUGUGCAUUGAAUCGGAUGGAGCCACUUUCUCUGCGCAGAUAGACUUAAACACUGGAGCAGGUAUCACAGAGGAGAAAGGAGAUAUUUGAGGAUUUCUAUUUCUGAAGUAGCCUUAAUAAGCACAGCCGCGACUUUCACAGCUCAGGAACUAUAUCUUAAGGAGGAUUUAACUUCCACCUGGAGGUAAACAUAGCCUAAAAGUAGCCCCGACACACAGAGACGUCUUCAGAGGAUAAAAAAAAGGAGAUCUCAAAGCCAUGGAGGUCGCAGCGGCCGACCAGUCUCGGUGGAUGGCGCACCAUCACGCAGUGCUGAACGGCCAGCACCCGGACUCUCACCACCACAGUCUGAGCCACAACUACAUGGAGCCCAUGGCGCCUUUACUGCCGCAGGACGAGGUUGACAUGUUUCUGAACCACUUGGACUCUCAAGGGAAUCCCUACUACACCAACUCCCGGGCCAGAGUCACAUACAGCCAAGCACACGCUCGCCUCGCUGGGAACCAGGUUUGCCGACCACACCUAAUCCACAGUCCCGGCAUUCCCUGGUUGGACCCCGGGAAAGCAGCCCUGUCCGCGGCCCACCACCAUAACGCAUGGGCGGUCAGCCACUUCAGUAAACCCGGCCUGCACCCCACCAGCUCCGGCUACCCCUGCAGCAGCACCGGCACCGCACCGGUCUCAUCGCCGGUCUCUUCGCUCAACUCCCACUCCAGCGCGCACCUCUACAGUUUCCCACCUACUCCUCCGAAAGACGUGUCUCCAGACCCCGGUCCCACUUCUCCGACCUCGAGCUCGACCAGGAUGGAAGAGAAGGAGUCGAUCAAGUACCAGGUGCAUCUUUCGGACGGCAUGAAAAUGGAGAGCUGCAGUCCGCUCCGCAGCGGCCUGAUGAACGGACAGGGCCCGGCUACACAUCACCCUAUCCCGACUUACCCUGGCUAUCCUCUGCAUACGACACAUGAGUACGGCGGCAGCCUCUUCCACCCCGGCAGCCUGCUCGGAGGGUCCAACUCCAGCUUUACGCCCAAAUGCAAGAGCAAGGCCAGGUCGAGUUCAGAACUAUAUGCAGAGGGCAGAGAAUGUGUGAACUGCGGUGCCACCUCCACCCCCCUGUGGCGAAGAGAUGGUACGGGCCACUACCUGUGCAACGCCUGCGGACUGUACCACAAGAUGAACGGCCAGAACAGACCUCUCAUCAAACCCAAACGUAGACUGUCCGCUGCGAGACGUGCAGGCACCUGCUGUGCAAACUGCCAGACCACCAUCACCACCCUGUGGAGGCGCAACGGGAACGGAGACCCGGUGUGUAACGCCUGCGGCCUUUACUAUAAACUGCACAAUGUCAACAGACCCCUGACCAUGAAGAAAGAAGGCAUCCAGACACGCAACCGCAAGAUGUCCAGCAAAUCCAAGAGGAGCAAGCGAACAGGGGACGGCUUCGACGAGCUGUCCAAGUGCAUGCAGGACAAGGCCUCUCACUUCGGCUCACCCGGCCUCCCCAGCCACAUGACCCACAUGGGUCACCUGACCACCUUCAGCCACUCCGGACACAUGCUGCCCACUCCCACGCCUAUUCACCCAUCAUUCGGUCACCCCCACCACUCCAAUCGCUCGCCAGUUUGGGCUGAGCCCCUGAGUCACUGAGGCCCCUUUUGACCCAAAAACUCCUCUACCAUCAAAUCGCCAUGAACACUAAAUGGCCUCCACGUCACGUCGAAAGCUCAGCAGACUUGUUGUACAGUGCGGAGGGGAGAGACCAUCAGUUGGACUUUAUGACUGAAGGUCGCGUCAUGUCUGACCUCACUGAUGGGACGCUGCAGAGCAGGACUUUAGCGGACUCUGAAGAGCUUAAUAUGACAAGGGGUUUCUGAGUCCCUUGGUGACCCAGUCUUGCAGGAAUGGAGUGAAUGGAGACGCUUGUCAUUCUUUUUGCUUAUUUUUACUAAGUCACUUUGGUACCCACCUCUUCAUGACCCUGUAACAGGAGACUCACGAGAGGUCUUUAAAAGAACCGCUGUUUUCACCCCGCGAUCGUCUCAUUAUAUACUGAGAUACAUGCACCCUGUCCCUUCCCGGCUCUUCAGUGCUGGAGGUCUGAAGACUGGCUGACAGCUCCCGUACAUCUCUGUUACAAACUACAGUACCCACAAACCCGUGCUCUCCUCACAUGCUGGAUUGUACGCCCACCACGACGCUCACCUCCUGUUUUUAAUAAUGGACUUUUAUGGAAAAAUACACAGUAAAUAGAGUGUUUAUAAAUGCUUAAUUGCUAUUAUUGUUGUUAUAUUUGAUGUUAUAAUUAUUGCUAUGAUAAUUUAUUUUCCCUCUUUAAGCUUUCGUCAAAGACACAUGGAAACUGUUAUGAUUUUGAUUUCAUGGUUAUUACGUAAAGAAAAACACUGACCUAUCUUAGAUGAAAAGUCCCUGAGCUGUACGUUUUUAUCAUUUUUUCCAUCUCACAAAAGUAAAGGAAAUAAAGGAAAAUAAAGUUUAAUACUAAAUUAA